UUUUGUUUGUUCUGUCUAGUGUCUACUUCACUCACUCCUCACUCUCUAUUCAGCUGGGACUGUGAGUGUGAGCUUUCACUUCAUUGCUUUUUGGAACUUUGUCAUUCUCUCUCUAAUGGCGGCUCUCUUCCAAUCUGUGAUUGUAAGUUCUCUUCCUCUUUCAUUCAUUCAUUCACUCAUUCUUCUCAGUUGGGGUUGUAACAAUAUGUAACACUUGCUUCUUGCUUUUGAGGUAGUAUGUCAGUCUUCUCCCUAGGGAAAGAUGAAAUUGAAGUCUAAGAAAGGAUGGAAAUCUAUUGUACCUCUUCAUUUGAAAGGAAAGUCAGCGACUCGCUUUUCUUUAUUUCGCAAAGUUAAUUCAGCUAGCUAUGGACCUGGCAAAACACCAGUUUAUCUGAAUGUGUAUGACUUGACACCCAUGAAUGGUUAUGUGCAUUGGGCUGGUCUUGGUAUAUAUCACUCUGGUGUAGAAGUUCAUGGUGUAGAAUACGCAUUUGGAGCUCAUGACUACGCAACAAGCGGUGUUUUUGAGGUUGAACCUCGGCAAUGCCCAGGCUUCAAAUUCAGGAAGUCAAUAUUCAUUGGAACUACAUCUUUGGAUUCUGUUCAGGUUAGGGAGUUCAUGGAACGCCAGUCAGCAAGCUACAAUGGUGACACGUAUCACUUGAUUGUUAAGAACUGCAAUCACUUCUGCAAAGACAUCUGCUUCAAGCUGACAGGGAAAUCAAUUCCAAAGUGGGUUAAUCGACUAGCCAGGCUAGGUUCAAUUUGCAACUGCAUUCUUCCUGAAGCACUGAAAAUUUCUGCUGUGGGACAUGAUCCUGAUUGUCAGCCUCGUGAUAGUGAAAAGAGAAGGCUUCGAAACUCCUUCAAUUCCCUGUCCUCGAUCUCCAUGCGUCAAAAGCAACUGUCUAAAUCUUCACUAUUUCUGCAGUCGCCACUAAGAGGGUGCUUGUCGUCAUCCUGGCCCUCGUGGGAGUUGAGGAAGUCCAUUAAUCGCUCCUUGAAAGAAAGGUAACUGUUCAAAAUGUAGGAAGGAAAUGCAUGUAUGGUUGUAUUCCUACGACUUUUGCUGUCUGUCUUUUGUAAGUAGAUUUUAGGUUGUCACAUAACUUGUUCACUUUCAAAUACAUUUUCUGUUGUCCUUGGCUGUUAAGUUUAUCCCUUUCUUAUUGAAUGUGGCGCAACGUUUGCCUUCGUCUCA
Messenger RNA from Lotus japonicus, 1204 nucleotides. RefSeq names its product deSI-like protein At4g17486. Gene Ontology annotation, molecular function: deubiquitinase activity. The transcript has 4 exons. Gene Ontology annotation, biological process: protein deubiquitination. NCBI's taxonomy places the organism in Eukaryota, Viridiplantae, Streptophyta, Magnoliopsida, Fabales, Fabaceae. Bases 263 to 1018 code for a protein of 251 amino acids. The record is from RefSeq and is a predicted model, not a curated record.